CUUUCUGCUUUCCCGAAUCCAGCAGAGGACCAGAUCCAGCAAGAAGAGAGGAGGUGGAAGAAGGCACUUGAAGAGGACUGAACAUUUGCACUGGUGCUGUGAACUGCUUUGGUGGUGAAAGGAACUUGCUGAGCCAGAAAGAUGCGUGAGUAUACGGAAAAGAAGGAGACAUGUGGGACCAUCUGUCUCAAGUACCUGCUCUUUAUCUUCAACUUCUUUUUCUGGCUGGCUGGCGGGGCUGUGAUGGCAGUGGGCACCUGGACCCUGGCUGAGAAGAGUGACUACAUCAGCCUGCUCUCCUCCAGCACGUAUUCAGCCACUGCUUAUAUUCUGGUGGUGGCUGGGGUAGUUGUCAUGGUUACCGGCAUCCUUGGUUGCUGUGCCACCUUCAAAGAACGUCGGAAUUUGCUAAGAGUGUACUUCAUAUUGUUGCUGUGCAUCUUUCUCUUGGAGAUCAUUGCUGGAAUCCUGGCCUAUAUCUACUACCAGCAGCUGAGCAUGGAGCUGAAGCAGAAUCUGAAGAACACCAUGACCCAGAAGUACCAGCAGGAAGGAGAAGAGAGUGUUACCAGCGCAGUAGACAAACUGCAGCAGGAGUUCAAGUGCUGCGGGAGCAACAACUACACAGACUGGGCUGACAGCCAGUGGAUCAAAUCUCCAGAGGCCAAUGGACGGAAAGUCCCAGACAGCUGCUGUAAGACGAUAACUGACCUCUGUGGCCGAAGAGACCACCCUUCCAACAUCUACAAGGAGAGUGGUUGCAUUACCAAGCUGGAAAACUUCAUUCAAGAGCAUCUGAAAAUUAUCGGGGCAGUGGGGAUCAGCGUUGCUUGCGUGCAGAUCUUUGGGAUGAUUUUCACCUGCUGCUUGUACAAGAGUUUAAAGCCCGAACCAUAUUAAUAGCUGUGGGAACUCUGUCGCUCCCCCUCUGCCACUUCCCUUAGCGCCUGCCAACCUGACCACUCUCCACCACCACCGCAGAAGUGUCUGUAACCCGAGGACUUGGCUCUGUUAAAUACAAUUAAUUAAUGCCUCUUGAACCAUGCACCGCCUUACCUGCUCCAUUGGGGGAAAGUCACCCUCGUUGUGUACAAGGCAGCCAGGAGUUCAGCAAGUCCUCUUCAUUGUCGAGAAACAAAAGAGCUGUGGAUCUUCUGCUGGAAGCUUUAGCGAAACAGUCCUUUGAUAUAAUUACAAAGCAAGAUUUAUCCAGGGCCAUUUCUCUUGAGCC
Molecule: messenger RNA, 1231 nt
Organism: Cariama cristata (Red-legged seriema)
Lineage: Eukaryota; Metazoa; Chordata; Aves; Cariamiformes; Cariamidae
Gene: CD151
Product: CD151 molecule (Raph blood group)
Exons: 8
Coding region: 142-900 (252 amino acids)
Cellular component (GO): membrane
Source: RefSeq, a predicted model, not a curated record